CGCGUGGACGCGGUACGCACGUGCGUACGUUCAGUCAGACCCACGCACACGACACACCUGGCACGCUGCAGAAACACAGUCACACGUUCGUCCACUCCUUUCCUGAGCCGAGUCGCUGUGUGGUUAGUCCUGGAGAUUUGCGGGUCGUUGCCUACAGUUUUCUAACCCCAUUUUACUAGUGUUAAAGACACCAUAUUCCGACGACGCCUGUGAAAUGCGCCUGGUCCCUCGGUUUAGAGCUGUUACGUUGGCACGUCUUUUUGAGAAACUUGUACAAUGUGGCUUAAGAGAGCUAACGAUGCCUGAGUCAUUCCAAACAGGUUGUCAGAGAAUUUUACCUUCACUCAAUCAUCUCUACUUACACAAGCGGUCAGGCAGUCAACAAAGAAGAAAUUUCUUUUUCUGGAGACAAAGGGAUGUCUCCCACAGUAUAGUUUCGCCGGCUGCUGUUUCUCCUGCACAUCCUGUCCCCAAGCACAUAAAGAAGCCAGACUAUGUGACGACAGGCAUUGUGCCCGACUGGGGAGACAGCAUAGAAGUUAAGAAUGAAGAUCAGAUCCAAGGGCUUCGGGAGGCUUGUCAGCUGGCCCGGCAUAUCCUUCUGCUGGCUGGGAAGAGCUUAAAGGUUGACAUGACAACAGAAGAGAUAGACGUACUAGUUCAUCGGGAAAUCAUCAGUCAUGGUGCAUAUCCCUCACCUCUGGGCUAUGGACGCUUUCCAAAAUCUGUUUGUACCUCUGUUAACAACGUGCUCUGUCAUGGCAUUCCUGACAGCCGACCUCUUCAGGAUGGAGACAUUAUCAACAUUGAUGUCACGGUCUAUUACAAUGGCUACCAUGGAGACACUUCUGAAACCUUUUUGGUGGGCAAUGUGGAUGAAUGUGGUAAAAAGUUAGUAGAUGUUGCCAGGAGGUGUAGAGAUGAAGCGAUUGCAGCUUGCAGAGCUGGGGCCCCCUUCUCUGUAAUUGGAAACACAAUCAGCCGCAUAACUCAACAGAAUGGUUUGCAAGUCUGUCCACAUUUUGUGGGACAUGGGAUAGGAUCAUACUUUCAUGGGCAUCCAGAAAUUUGGCAUCAUGCAAAUGACAAUGACCUGCCCAUGGAGGAAGGCAUGGCUUUCACUAUAGAGCCAAUCAUCACUGAGGGAUCCCCAGAAUUUAGAGUCUUGGAGGACAAGUGGACGGUGGUCUCCCUAGACAACCAAAGGUCUGCGCAGUUUGAGCACACAGUCCUCAUCACUUCAAGAGGCGUGGAGAUCCUAACCAGAUUGCCUCAAGAAGCCUGAGAAGCAGCCAGCAAGGCCACCAAGACCCAGUGCCUGUUUUCUUAAGGAGCCCUUUGAGGACUGAGGAACCAACCACAGGCCACAUAGGAGUCUUCAGUGUCUCAGAGAAAAAUACAUCGAGGACAGGGCUUUGGGGACCCUGGAGAACCAUCUUCCUGGGCAGGUGGUUUGCCCUUUCUGUGAUUCUCAUUCUAAUUUCCCUGAAAUCCAUUUCAGAUUCUACCCAAGUUAAAAAAUGAAACAAAAACCAAAAAAACUCUUAAA
Mesocricetus auratus (golden hamster) is the source of this 1549-nucleotide messenger RNA. RefSeq names its product methionyl aminopeptidase type 1D, mitochondrial (gene Metap1d). Lineage: Eukaryota; Metazoa; Chordata; Mammalia; Rodentia; Cricetidae. The record is from RefSeq and is a predicted model, not a curated record. Gene Ontology annotation, molecular function: metalloaminopeptidase activity. Bases 215 to 1285 code for a protein of 356 amino acids. Gene Ontology annotation, biological process: proteolysis. The transcript is spliced from 10 exons.